CCUGAAUGAGAAUGUGUUAAAAGUUCUCCUGUGAUGUGUCCCAGAAAGCUAGGUGCCACCUGUUGCUUCUCUUCUCUCAUAACGCAACUCAAAAGUGUCAAGAACCUUUUUCAAAGAACCAUGGAUCUGUUUGGGGCAAACGGCUCAGAACAGGGAGCAACUCCUCAGGACGGGAACACCAUCAGCGGAGCCGGCCUCCAGUUUGGGAAGAUGCGGCGCCAUGCACGCUUGUCCCAGUCAGAGAACCAGAGCUCUGGGCCUGAAGAGUGCUUGAGCUCCUCCGUGGAGAUGGGCAGCUCAUAUGGCCGAAGCCCUGCCCUUCAGAGCACGCAUGGAGGGCAUGCAAGGAGCCCCAACACCAGGGGCCCAUGGAAUGCCCACACAACACGCCCCCAGCAGGAUGGCACCCAGGUCCCCAUAGUGAAGUCUUCCGGCACCCCUCACCGCCGCUACAGCAGAGGCCGCAAUCGCACCUCGUCUGAGACAGAGAAGGGCGGCAGAGGCAGCAGGGAGCCCAAGGCCAGGAAGAGGGGCAUCUCUGGGAGUGAGAACACCAAAAUGAGUGGACUGCAGUGCCUGGCCUCGGAGAAUGUCUGGUUUGACAAGCACCGCUACGAUGAGUCCGAGAAGAAAUUCUACGAGGGCUUGAACGGACCCGCCCCCAAGCAACAACAGGUGAAAAGCUCCCUGCAGCAGGCCAAAGGGCGCCCGCAAAAACGUCAGCACAGAAAUUCUUCCUCACAUUCAGCUGGAGACCAGGAGCUGAUUGCAUGCAUGAAGAGCCUGGAAUUGGAGAACCAGUCUUUGCACAAAGUGGUGGGGGACAUGAGGGCCGCCCUGCAGAAACUGGAGUUAAGAGUGGCUCAGCUGGAGAAGAACCCUGCAUCAGCCCCCGUACCCGCAGUCAAGGCCACGCCCAUCCAGGUUGCCCCAGCCGGAAAGGUUGUGGUGGAAGAGAAUGACGACAGCGACAACGAUGUCGACUUGUUCGGUAGUGACGACGACGAAGAUGAGGAGGCGGCUCGUCUCAAGCAGGAACGUGUGGAGGCGUAUGCCGCCAAGAAGGCCAAUAAACCCGUCUUGAUCGCCAAGUCAUCAAUCUUAUUGGACGUGAAGCCCUGGGAUGACGAGACAGACAUGACCAAGCUGGAGGAGUGCGUCCGCUCGGUGCAGAUGGACGGGCUCCUGUGGGGGGCAUCCAAGCUGGUGCCAGUGGGCUACGGCAUCAAGAAGCUGCAGAUCAACUGUGUGGUAGAGGAUGAUAAAGUGGGCACAGACAUCUUGGAAGAGGAGCUUACCAAGUUUGAGGACUAUGUCCAAAGUGUCGACGUUGCUGCCUUCAAUAAGAUCUGAACAAAAUGCUGCUCGAUGGUACAUGAAAUUAAAAUGUAAAAAAUCCCUGA
Molecule: messenger RNA, 1403 nt
Organism: Doryrhamphus excisus (bluestripe pipefish)
Lineage: Eukaryota; Metazoa; Chordata; Actinopteri; Syngnathiformes; Syngnathidae
Product: elongation factor 1-delta-like
Biological process (GO): translational elongation
Cellular component (GO): cytosol; eukaryotic translation elongation factor 1 complex
Molecular function (GO): translation elongation factor activity; guanyl-nucleotide exchange factor activity
Source: RefSeq, a predicted model, not a curated record